AUGGCACAAGAGAUACGUACUGUAGCGAUUGUUGGCUGUGGCGUGAUUGGCAUGGGAUGGGCAGUUCUGUUCCUCUCAAUGGGCUUGAAGGUUAUCAUCUCUGAUCCCGCUGAAGGAGCCGAAGAUGCCCUCAAGGGAUAUUUCGAGCAGUCACGGUCUUACAUGGAAGGAUAUGGAGACUAUGAUAAGCUUAUCUCCAACUACGAAUUUGUUCAUGAUAUCGUGCCACGGCUAGGUGAGGCCGACUUCAUCCAGGAGAAUGGACCUGAGAGGCUAGAUUUCAAAAGAGACCUUAUUGAGAUGUUAGAUCAGCACGCUCGACCCGGUGUUGUGAUAGCUUCGUCUUCGUCAGGUCUGCCAUCUUCGCAAUUUAUCCAGCAAUGCAAGCAGGAUCCUACCCGCAUACUCAUCGGCCAUCCCUUCAACCCCCCUCAUCUUAUUCCCCUAGUCGAAGUAGUCCCGCAUCCCGACACAAGCAGCCAAUCUGUUAACACAGCAUUGUUGUUCUACAAAUCUGUUGGAAAAAGGCCCAUCCUUCUUCAUCACGAAGUGCCAGGCUUCGUAUCAAACCGUCUUCAAGCCGCUAUCAACAAUGAAGCAUACGGUCUCAUCAGCAGGGGAAUUGUCUCCGCGGAAGAUCUUGAUGCAGCUGUUACAUCUGGGCCUGGACUUCGCUGGGCUCUCACGGGACCAAUUGCUACAAAUGCCCUAGGUGGUGGAGGUGGACCUGGCGGUUUUGCAAAGCGGAUGGAAAGGCUUGGACCAGCGAUUCGAAGCUGGGAAGAUGAUAUUUUGAAGCAUAGGUUCGAUUGGAGUCCGGAGAGAAUGUUGGAGCUUCAGAAGGCUACAUGCCCAAGAGAGCUGAUGUCAACCCGUCCCAGAUGA
This is a messenger RNA of Fusarium oxysporum Fo47, 885 nucleotides long. RefSeq lists its product as uncharacterized. Gene Ontology annotation, molecular function: oxidoreductase activity, acting on the CH-OH group of donors, NAD or NADP as acceptor; NAD+ binding. Bases 1 to 885 code for a protein of 294 amino acids. The transcript is spliced from 3 exons. Gene Ontology annotation, biological process: fatty acid metabolic process. The record is from RefSeq and is a predicted model, not a curated record. NCBI's taxonomy places the organism in Eukaryota, Fungi, Ascomycota, Sordariomycetes, Hypocreales, Nectriaceae.